AUGAACACAAUUUUCAUAUUUCUUCUCAUCUUUGCACUUCUGAAAGUGCAGAAUUGCAAAGAUGAUUAUGAUCAAUACGAUGAUGAAGAUUUGGCUCUGAGUAUUCCGAAAGACGCUGUUGGAGUCCCAAUGGAAUUCAGGCAACGUGUUUUGAAAGAAAUGGAAAUUCGAGAAAGACCUCAUGACGUUCCGAAAAAUCGAUGCUAUUGUAAUUAUGACGAAUCAAUUUGUGGAAAAAAUAUGACAUGUGUGAAAAAGGACGGAGCUGCUUGUUAUCAUGCUGUUGAAGAGAAAUACAAUAAAGAUGAAAAAAGAAUGGAAACUCGUCAUCAAUGGGGCUGUGCAACUUUGGAAAGAGGUAGUGGAGCAUCACAUCUUACGUGUAACGCAUGGAGAGCAGCUCAUCGUUCUCCAAAAAGUAUCGGAUGCUGUUACGAAGGAAAUUACUGUAAUAAGGACUUGAUCCCUCCUCCGUAUGCUCAUCAUCACAAAGAAAAAGAACUGGAAGAAAUGAAUAACUACACAGAAGACGUUUCUCCGUUCCAGAAUGUUAUAAACGGAGUUGAGAUGUUUCUCAUCAUUAUUUCAGUCUGCAUGUCUGCUUUUGGAAUUCUUUGGUGUACCUAUAGAUAUUGCUCAAAAUCUGGUAAGAAUAAGAAGCCAACAUCUCUUGCGACAGAAUCAACAUUUUUGGAUGAGAAAAUGACAAUGCUCGAAGAUUCUGGAAGUGGUUCCGGUCAAGCCGCGCUACUCCAAAGGACUGUCAGACAAGAUUUGACAAUAAUCAAAACAAUUGGUCAAGGAAGAUACGGAGAAGUUCGGAAAGCAUUGUAUCGUGGAAGUUAUGUGGCAGUGAAGACAUUCUAUACAACAGAUGAGGAUUCAUGGAAGAAUGAAAGAGAUGUUUAUCAGACGAAUAUGAUUAAUCAUGAGAAUAUUUUACAAUUUGUGGCUGCUGACAUCUGGAGUGAAGAAGAUUCAAUGACAAAAAUGCUCUUGAUCACAGAUUAUCAUGAACUUGGAUCACUCUCUGACUAUUUGUGUCGUGAAGAAACACUGACAAUGGACGAAGCUCUCCGUCUUAUUCAUAGUUGUAUAUGUGGAAUUGAGCAUCUUCAUGCAACUGUCCAAGGAACUGGAAGCUUCAGAAAACCAGAAAUUGCUCACCGAGAUAUCAAAUCGAAAAAUAUUAUUGUGAAGAGACCAAAUGUUUGCUGCAUUGCAGAUCUUGGAUUAGCUCUCAGAUACCAGAACGACCAAAUCCUCCCUCAAAAAUUCAAUAUUCAAGUGGGAACGAAACGUUACAUGGCUCCAGAACUACUCUCUAAUACGUUGAAUCCAAUGGAUUUCUCUCAAUUCAAAAUGGCUGAUAUCUAUUCAAUGGCACUUGUUAUGUGGGAAGUUGUGAUCAGAGUGGAGGUGAAUACAUGUGAAGAAGUGUCCGCAAUAGACGAGACAUCGCCUGACCACAGUGCAUCAAGUGGUAUUGGAGAAUCAGUCAGUUCAUCAGAUAACAUAUCCAGAAUGCAACAUCGUCAGAAGACAAAUGUUGAGGGAGCAGCUUCUCUCAAAGCGAAGCCAUACGCACCUCCAUUUGAUGGAACUGUACUCAAUGAUCCAAGUUUCGACGAGAUGAGAGACGUCGUUUGUGUGAGAAAGAUGCGUCCGCCUCCAGAUCCAGCGUGGAAAAAUGUUCCUGCACUCCAUGAAUUGAGCAAGUUGAUGGAAGACAGUUGGCACUCGAUUCCACAUUUCAGACAUACAGCGCUGAAAUUGAAGAAGGAAACAACAAAAUUGAUUGAAAUGACUGAGAGACAGAAGCAACCUCAAGGAAAAUACAUUUUCCAGCAACAAGACAGCGGACUUGUAGAAUCAGCCACGAAUCGAUAUGCAUGUUGA
Caenorhabditis remanei is the source of this 1899-nucleotide messenger RNA. RefSeq lists its product as uncharacterized. NCBI's taxonomy places the organism in Eukaryota, Metazoa, Nematoda, Chromadorea, Rhabditida, Rhabditidae. The record is from RefSeq and is a predicted model, not a curated record. The transcript is spliced from 11 exons. Gene Ontology annotation, cellular component: plasma membrane; signaling receptor complex. Bases 1 to 1899 code for a protein of 632 amino acids. Gene Ontology annotation, molecular function: transforming growth factor beta receptor activity, type I; ATP binding; SMAD binding. Gene Ontology annotation, biological process: protein phosphorylation; dorsal/ventral pattern formation; cellular response to growth factor stimulus.